UCAAUUUUCAGUGUGCCGGCCGCCGUGUGACAUUUAAUAGGGCGACUUAUUUAAAUUCCAAUUUCCAGUAAUAUUUGUUUGAUCUUCGAUGUUUUUACACACACAAAAUGUUUUAAAUUGAAGUAAAUAUUUUAACAUCUCUUAAAGUUGUGAAAAAGAAAUCGGAACCAUGAAGGAACAUUUGUACGCACUCGGAGUUACCUGCAUCCAACUUAUCCAAUAUUGGUGCUCAGAUUAUGCUCCAUUCUUAGAGCAAGUGAACAAUUUCUAUAAUCCAAACAAUGUACUCGAUAUAUUGUUCCCAGUUAUAUCAUUUGUGGACUCUGUAUUUGCUUCACAGCUCUUACUUGUCACAUCAUUUGGUGGCUGGCUAAAUUGCAUAUUAAAAUGGUGGUUCCUAGAAGACAGACCAUACUGGUGGGUCCAAGAAACAAACUACUAUAUAGGAUCUGAAAGGCCUAAGUUGUUACAAACAUCUCAAACAUGUGAAACGGGGCCAGGAAAUCCUUCUGGGCAUACAGCUACUGCAGCUUCCGUUCUAGUUCUUGCUAUUAUGUGGAUUUCUCACAUUUUUAAUGAUCGCAAAUGGAAGACGUCUAUUUGGAAGUAUGCCGUAUACCCAUUGUUUGGAAGUCUACUGAUUAGUGUGAUGUUGGCAAGGAUGUACAUAGGUACACACUUUCCACACCAGUGUAUUAUAGGAGCAAUAAUUGGUGCGUUCCUGGCUCCAGCACUAUGCAUAUAUAUAUCGGAUCCCUAUAUAUGGCAAUAUGGCUCCUACUUGAAAUAUUCACCAAAGCAAUCAAUUAAAUUUCACAUGACAUGCGCAGUGACAGCUAUUGCAAUGUGUCUCGUUGCAUUUUAUACAUUGGUAUUGAGUGGAAUUGAUCCCGAAUAUACUGUGAGAUUGGCUUUCCGUUGGUGUGAUAAUCCAGAAGACAUCCAUGUUUCAACAACUCCAAUGUUCGCAAUGGUCCAAUGCACGGGUGCAAUGCUCGGAUGGUCUAUGUUCGUUACUCCAGCCGUUGCGAGAUUUCGCCACGACACAUACAAGAGAUCGUUCGUAGUUUCAGCCCUUUUGACUUUUGUUAUAACUUACGGAUUGCGCUGCGCAGAAGCAUCUAUACCCGAUGACAACAUUACGACAUUUUAUUCACUGAAUUUCAUCAUAAACAUCAUAAAACCACUUCUCUAUCUGAGAGUAUUGCCAGAGUUGUCGAUGUUGCCGUUCAAGGACAAACCUCAAAAUUAUUUUAAAUAAAAAUGGCGACGGAAUUGCGCGGUGUUUAAUAUCAAAUUUAUACCAAAUAUAUCUUAAAUGUAUGGCUCAUACUUAAGUAUAAAAAAUAGAAUAAUGUGUUGAAAAAAAAAUAUGGCAACAAAAAAAAUCGAUGUUGUGGUACUGCAUUUAAAAUAUGUGUCUAUUCUAAGCACAAAGAUGCUGAAUUAACCAGUAGCUGAGUCUGUAUUGAAAUAAGGAUUACCCCCAGUUUAUAAAAAAAUAGCACUUUUUAAUUAAAGUACUUUUCGUCUAUUUCUCUCAAACUGAUGAAAAGAAAGAGAUGAGUACUUUUUAAAUUAAAGUACUUUUCGUCUCUUUUUCUCAAACUGAUGAAAAGAAACAAAUUAGUAUUUUUUAAAUUAAAGUACUGAUGAAAAAAAAGAUAAGUACUUUUUUAAAAGGGAGCAAUUUAUAAAUAAGGGGGUAAAUCAAUCAGUGUGAUAUUUAAGACAUAAUUGUAAGCCUUCGGGUUUUUUUAUCUCGGUUAAGCUAUCCUAUUUUAGUUAAAUUUACAGUGUUAUUAAUUUAAUUUUGUUAAAACCAAUUGUUUCAAUUUAAAAUAGCGUUUUUUAUUUAUAUUGUUUUUAUGACAAAGUUUAUUGAGCUAUUAUUAGUUAUAAUUUUGAGCUUAUGACAAAUUAAUCUCGAAUGAUUGUGUGUAGACUUAAUUAUGCAUAGAAACUACAAAUUUACCUUGUUGAAAUUUAGAUCCAUACAUGAUAAAUGAUGUGAUUUAAAAAUAAACUUUCUUUUAAGUAUAUAAGAUUUGUGAAUCUAAACCUUCCAGGGUGCUAUAAAAAAAUUCAU
Messenger RNA from Pieris rapae (cabbage white), 2089 nucleotides. RefSeq names its product glucose-6-phosphatase 2 (gene G6P). Lineage: Eukaryota; Metazoa; Arthropoda; Insecta; Lepidoptera; Pieridae. Gene Ontology annotation, cellular component: membrane. Gene Ontology annotation, biological process: glucose 6-phosphate metabolic process; gluconeogenesis. Gene Ontology annotation, molecular function: glucose-6-phosphatase activity. The transcript is spliced from 7 exons. Bases 170 to 1261 code for a protein of 363 amino acids. The record is from RefSeq and is a predicted model, not a curated record.